AACAAAAGAUCACCAAUAGCUACAUAGCCAUUCGUUGGACUCCUCGCCGCCCCUCUCCUUCCUUUGUUGAUGGCCAAGUCUGGCCUUCAACUCUCCUCCUCCUCCUCUGUCUCCACCACCGCCACCACCAGCACCUAAUGACCAUGACUCAGGUCAGCCACGCUUUGGUCCAUCUCGAAGCCAAGUGGGCUCGCCUUGUUCGCCGCUUCUUCCACGCCGUGCGUAGCCACCUCCUCUCUUGUUCCUCCCCGAAUGGUCGGUACCGGCAGCUUAAGGCCAACCAAAGUGCUCCAGACCCCACGGUGGCCCGGGACAUCCCCAAGGUGGAUACGGGACAUGCGCCGGUGCGCACGGAUAUGGAGGUGGAUUCCGACGUGCUGUCGUUGAAGGUCAGCCUCCUCGGCGAUUGCGACAUCGGAAAAACAAGCUUCAUGAUGAAGUAUGUGGGCGAUGUGGAGGAACAGAGAGGAGUAGAAAUGGCAGGACUGAAUCUAAUGGAUAAAAUCUUCGUAGUAAAGGGAGCGAGGAUCGCCUUUAGGAUAUGGGAUGUGGGAGGUGAUGAUCAAUUUCUGGAUCAUGUGCCCAUUGCCUGCAAAGAUGCUGUCGCAAUUCUUGUAAUGUUCGAUCUCACCAAUCGAUGUACGCUAAACAAUGCUAUUGCCUGGCAUCAUCGAGCAAGGAGAUGGAACGCGACGGCAAUUCCGAUCUUAAUAGGGACCAAAUUUGAUGAUUUUGCUCGGCUUCCUCUUGAAAUGCAAUGGACGAUCGUGAAUCAGGCCAGAGCAUACGCAAGAGCGAUGAAAGCAACUCUGUUUUUUUCCAGCACCACCCACAACAUUAACGUGAACAAGAUCUUCAAGUUUAUCGCGGCCAAACUGUUCAACAUGCCAUGGACGGUGGAGAGAAAUUUGACUAUCGGAGAACCUAUCAUUGACUAUUAGGUUCUUCUUCUCGGCUUCUUUCUCACUAUUUUUCUUUGCUUUCUUUCCCUUUGGUUGUUUCUUCUCGGUCACCUCUUCUUAUUUGGUUUACACCGCCAGCUGCUCGUGUUGCCUAGUGCAAGAUUGUAAAUACCAACAAGCUCCACGACAAAGUGUGAUGAUCCUUUGUCAUUCGAGAGCCAUUCAUAUUGUUCGAUGCAGAGAAUGAUAGUUUCAAGAUCAAAAAUAUGCCCACAAGCAAGUGGAGAUUCAUGUCCA
Messenger RNA from Musa acuminata AAA Group (dessert banana), 1199 nucleotides. Its product is annotated as septum-promoting GTP-binding protein 1-like. The record is from RefSeq and is a predicted model, not a curated record. Gene Ontology annotation, molecular function: GTP binding; GTPase activity. The transcript has 6 exons. Lineage: Eukaryota; Viridiplantae; Streptophyta; Magnoliopsida; Zingiberales; Musaceae. The coding region runs from base 138 to 941 and encodes 267 amino acids.